GUCUUGUCUCUCAGCAUCACAAAAAGGGAGGCGGGGAAAGAAGUAAUUUGCGCCGAAGUCAAGCAGGAAUGUAACUCUAGGCAUAACUAAGACCUGUCACCAGCGUCCAAAAAAUUUUCCCCGUGCAUCUUCAGAGUACAUGGGUGGUGGAUUAUCUAACCAAAAAAUUGAAUUUUACCUGACGGUGGAGUCUGCAGUUUUCCAUCCAGACAGCAAACCAAAGGACAAAAGCAUUCUGACCAGCCCUGAAUCAGUCUUUAUUUUACAGUUCACUCCACGGAUUUUGUUUUCCUCUACAGGUAUUCAUAUAUACGUAUUUGAAUAAAUAUUAUAACUUGAUCCAUAUUUUUCAACGUUAAAAAGAUGGGCCCAUCAAUGGAAGCGGCUGACAUUGCCGUUGUGGCACUUUAUUUUGUUUUGGUCUUAGCCAUUGGCUUCUUUGCCAUGUGGAAGGCCAAUCGCAGUACAGUAAGUGGGUACUUCCUAGCUGGACGCUCAAUGACCUGGGUUGUUAUCGGGGCAUCUUUGUUCGUGAGUAAUAUUGGCAGUGAGCAUUUUAUCGGCCUUGCUGGAUCAGGAGCAGCAAGUGGGUUUGCCGUGGGUGCCUGGGAGUUCAACGCACUGCUGCUCCUGCAGCUUCUUGGAUGGGUCUUCAUCCCUGUCUACAUCUGCUCGGGGGUGUACACCAUGCCAGAAUACCUCUCCAAGCGUUACGGGGGGAAUCGGCUGAAGGUGUACUUCGCCGCCCUUUCCAUUCUUCUUUACAUCUUCACAAAGCUCUCUGUGGACCUGUAUGCGGGGGCGCUGUUCAUUCAGGAGUCUCUGGGCUGGAAUCUGUACCUGUCAGUGAUCCUGUUGAUCACCAUGACUGCCUUGCUGACCGUCACUGGAGGGCUGGUCGCUGUCAUUUACACAGACACCCUCCAGGCACUGCUUAUGAUCGCCGGGGCUCUGAGCUUGACAGUCAUCAGCCUGGUGAAAGUCGGGGGUCUGGAAGGGGUGCGGGCCAAGUACAUGGAAGCCACCCCGAACGUGACUGCCAUCCUGGCCAAGGGCAACUUCUCCUACACCAACUCUUGCCACAUCCACCCCAAACCACAGUCGCUCAAAAUCCUGCGCGACCCCCUGGACGAAGACAUCCCCUGGCCUGGCUUCCUCUUGGGCCAGACCCCGGCUUCCAUCUGGUACUGGUGCGCCGACCAGGUCAUUGUCCAGAGGGUCCUGGCCGCCAAGAACAUCGCCCACGCCAAAGGGUCCACCCUCAUGGCGGGCUUCCUGAAGAUCCUGCCCAUGUUCAUCAUCGUCAUCCCCGGGAUGAUCUCGCGGAUCCUCUUUGCGGAUGAGAUCGUCUGCAUUAGCCCCGAGCACUGCAUGCAGGUGUGCGGUAGCAAGGCGGGCUGCUCCAAUAUUGCCUACCCACGCCUGGUCAUGAACAUCAUGCCGGUGGGACUGCGGGGCCUGAUGAUGGCGGUGAUGAUCGCCGCCCUGAUGAGCGACCUGGACUCCAUCUUCAACAGCGCCAGCACCAUCUUCACGUUGGACGUCUACAAGAUGUUGCGGAAGCGCGCGUCCUCCAGGGAGCUGAUGGUGGUGGGCAGGCUCUUCGUGGUCUUCAUGGUGGUCAUCAGCAUUGCCUGGGUCCCCGUCAUCAUUGAGAUGCAAGGGGGCCAGAUGUACCUGUACAUCCAGGAGGUUGCGGACUACCUCACCCCGCCCAUUGCUGCCCUCUUCCUGCUGGGGGUCUUCUGGAAACGCUGUAAUGAGGCUGGGGCUUUCUGGGGAGGCAUGACUGGGUUUACCCUGGGGAGCUGCCGCCUGAUCCUGGCCUUCAUCUACCGGGAACCUCCGUGCAAUCAGUCCGACGACAGGCCUACCUUCAUCAAAAACAUUCACUACAUGUACGUGGCGGCUAGCCUGUUCUGGAUCUCAGGGCUGGUGGCAGUGGUGGUCAGUCUCUGCACUCCGCCUCCAAGCAAAGAGCAGAUCCUCACCACCACUGUGUGGGGGCUCCGCAGCAAGCAGAGGAUGCUUGUAAAGGACAAGGAGGAAGCCUACAAGCUCACCGAUAAGAGCCCCAUACACUGCAACGGGACCAGCAACCACCACAAGGAGCUGCCCCUGGACGUCCAGAAGGAGAGGUGCCUGGACGGGGCGGACAUCAAGCUGCUGGUUACUCCCAUGGACGACCCUGUGACCCCCAGCACAGAGACGUCCACACCGAUGGAACACAAUGGGAACGGCCACACGGGGCUGAUGCAUCGGGACAACCCCGAUGACAACAACAGCAUCGCUGGGGAGCGUGGGAAGUGCAUGAAGGUCUUGGAUUGGUUCUGUGGCUACAAGGAGUCGGCCGCCAAGGCCCAGCCCAAAACUGAGGAGGAUGAAUGUGUCAUUCUGGAAAUGCUUUACGAGUCCCCCAAAACCAAACUGGUCCUUAACCUGGGCCUCCUGGUGGUGUGCUCUCUGGGAAUCUUCAUGUUUGUCUAUUUCUCCUUGUAGUUUUAGGAGUUUGUUCGUUUGUGUGUGGGGUGGGGGGGAACGGUGUGAAUAUUUGCUAAGACAAGCUAUUCGGGGUCUGUAAUAUUUACAGUGUGUUAUUGUAGAUAGGCGGGGGAUUUUAUUUAGCAGUCAUUGGAAAAGUGUAUCCUUUCCAUCAGAUCAUGAUGUGAGAACUAAUGAGAACAACUAAGUCCAUCUUCAAGGUACUCAGGCUGGGGCAGAGGUUAGAGGGGACAUAGCUGGUAAAAACCUUUUAU
Messenger RNA from Megalops cyprinoides (Indo-Pacific tarpon), 2756 nucleotides. It is a transcript of the gene slc5a3b, whose product is annotated as solute carrier family 5 member 3b. The record is from RefSeq and is a predicted model, not a curated record. The transcript has 2 exons. Gene Ontology annotation, biological process: inositol metabolic process; myo-inositol transport; transmembrane transport. Gene Ontology annotation, molecular function: D-glucose:sodium symporter activity. NCBI's taxonomy places the organism in Eukaryota, Metazoa, Chordata, Actinopteri, Elopiformes, Megalopidae. Bases 364 to 2499 code for a protein of 711 amino acids. Gene Ontology annotation, cellular component: plasma membrane.